AUAUAAUGGCGGGUUGGUUUCUGUCAUUGACAUCAACUGUCCUGAUUCAUACACAAUUGCUUCUUUUUGUUUGCUUUCUUUCUUCCCAAAGACGUUAAACCGAACCAAUUUAUCAAAAGAGUUGUUUUUUGGUUACUAAUACAUACCAUACAUGUAUUAUGAGGUGUUCGAAACUCUCACUUCUUUUUGCUUUUUAAAAGGGUUUCUAAAUCUUUGGAGUUCUGCAGAAAUAAAACUAAGCUUUUGAUGAAAGGGGCAGUUUCUUGGAAGGUUACAGACUUUAAAAAGCUCAAGUCUUUUCGUUUACCUUGUAAUUGGAAAGAAAAAAAAAGUCUCAGCCUUUGAUUCAUCUGAAUUUCUUAGAAUUCAGAAUUCAAUUUUGGUUUUUUUUUCUUUUAAAUUUCUCUUCAUGGGUGUUUUCUUUUACCUCUUGCAAAGUCGUGUCGAAGAAAAAUUCUGAUCACUAGUUUUGAACUCUCGAGACCCUCUCGGAUUCAGGACACGACACAACACCGGCUACCACUAAAUUUCAGUUUUGACUGGACUUCAUUUGUUGUUUGGUAAUGAAAUGAAUGACUGAAUGAAAACGAUGGCUGUGAUUUGAACUUGCGAAUAAUUGGACUGUUUGUGUGAAAUUUGUGAGAGGUUCUUUAUAUAGGUGAAGCUAAAGGCUCCAUAAGCAUCAGAAACCAUUAUAACAUUCUUUGUUCUGGAAAUCAAUGGCGGAAGAGGACCUCAAAGAAUCUCCAACCAGUUCGCCAAGGAAUCAUCUUUACAUCCUCUUCAAGGAUGUCAGAUCAGUUCUGAAAUUAGACGAGCUCGGGUUAGAGAUUGCGCGAAUAGCUUUACCUGCAGCACUUGCUUUGACAGCUGAUCCUAUUGCUUCUCUUGUCGACACAGCUUUCAUUGGCCAGAUCGGUCCAGUAGAGCUUGCAGCUGUCGGGGUUUCUAUCGCCUUGUUCAAUCAAGUUUCAAGAAUCGCGAUAUUCCCGCUCGUUAGCAUCACGACGUCUUUCGUGGCCGAGGAAGAUGCUAAUAGUUCAUCGAGAGGAACCGGGAAAGAUAGUGAAUGCUUGGAAACUGGUUUGAAAGCGAAUGAAGAGAAUCAAGAACUGAUUCCCCAUAACGAUUCUAUGACGGGUGAAUCAAGAUCUGUACAUACGCCUAGCAGUAGCUUCAGUGUUACUAAGAUUCCCGACAAAAAACGAAAUAUUCCAUCAGCCUCGUCUGCAUUGAUCAUCGGAAGCAUCCUCGGCCUUCUACAAGCCGUACUUCUGAUCUCCGCUGCGAAACCUCUUCUAAGUUUCAUGGGAGUUAAACAUGAUUCACCAAUGCUGAAACCGGCUCAACAGUAUCUGACACUCAGAUCGCUUGGGGCACCAGCCGUUCUUCUCUCGCUCGCGAUGCAAGGCGUGUUUCGUGGAUUCAAGGACACCAAAACCCCGCUAUACGCAACUGUGAUUGGGGAUCUCGCAAACGUAAUACUCGAUCCGAUCUUCAUAUUCGUGUUUCGUCUCGGUGUCAGAGGAGCAGCCAUGGCUCAUGUUAUAUCACAAUACGUUAUUGCCGCCAUACUCUUGUGGAGACUGAUGGGUCAAGUCGAUCUCUUAAACCCGAGUACCAAACAUCUUCAUUUCGGAAGAUUCAUAAAGAAUGGUUUUCUUCUACUGAUGAGGGUUAUUGCCGUGACGUUCUGUAUAACCUUAUCCGCGUCGUUAGCCGCACGAGAAGGUCCUAGUCCAAUGGCCGCCUUCCAAGUUUGCUUGCAGGUCUGGUUGGCUACUUCGCUUCUUGCUGACGGAUUAGCAGUCGCUGGCCAGGCGAUAUUGGCGAGCGCAUUUGCCAAGAAGGAUCACAAGAGAGCUGCAGCCACAGCCUCUCGGGUACUGCAGUUGGGGUUGGUUCUCGGGUUGCUGCUCGCGGUUUUUCUUGGAGCAGGGCUUCGUUUCGGGGCAACGCUAUUCACGAAAGACGACGACGUUCUACGACUCAUCAGCGUUGGACUCCCGUUCGUUGCAGGCACUCAACCGAUCAACGCGUUGGCGUUUGUUUUCGACGGUGUGAACUUCGGGGCAUCAGAUUUCGGGUACUCGGCGGCUUCAUUGGUAAUGGUGGCUAUUGUUAGCAUCGUGUGCUUGUUCUUACUCUCGUCGGCUCAUGGAUUCGUUGGACUCUGGUUCGGCCUCACCAUUUACAUGAGUCUCCGCUCUGCCGUUGGCUUCUGGAGGAUUGGGACAGGAACAGGGCCUUGGUCUUUUCUCAGGAGCCCAUGAAUCUAAGGAUGGAUUUUUCUGUAAUCUAUUUUUUAGUGUCAUUGUGGUGCAUUGAAAGUAAAAAGAUUGGGCACCGAAAAUAUAUUUAUAUGCAAAUAAAAUUUGUGUAUUUAAAUA
Molecule: messenger RNA, 2390 nt
Organism: Tarenaya hassleriana
Lineage: Eukaryota; Viridiplantae; Streptophyta; Magnoliopsida; Brassicales; Cleomaceae
Product: protein DETOXIFICATION 42-like
Exons: 13
Coding region: 720-2273 (517 amino acids)
Biological process (GO): transmembrane transport
Cellular component (GO): membrane
Molecular function (GO): antiporter activity; xenobiotic transmembrane transporter activity
Source: RefSeq, a predicted model, not a curated record